Alligator sinensis (Chinese alligator) is the source of this 2143-nucleotide messenger RNA. Its product is annotated as death-associated protein 1-like. The record is from RefSeq and is a predicted model, not a curated record. Gene Ontology annotation, molecular function: death domain binding. The transcript is spliced from 4 exons. Bases 98 to 391 code for a protein of 97 amino acids. Lineage: Eukaryota; Metazoa; Chordata; Crocodylia; Alligatoridae. Gene Ontology annotation, biological process: apoptotic signaling pathway; cellular response to amino acid starvation; negative regulation of autophagy.
CUAACCGCGUCCCGACCCCCGCGCCAGGCUCGGGCCGCCACUGAGUCGCCUGCGUCCGCGCACUGCUGCCCCGGCGCCGCCACGUGCGGGGGGCGGGAUGGAGACCAAGGGCGGCCACGCCCCCGCAGUGAAAGCUGGAGGGAUGCGCAUUGUCCAGAAGCAUCACAGCAGUGGAGAGCAUCUGAGCCAAGAGAGAGACAAAGAUGCCAAAGACUGGGAAUGUGACAGCCCCCCCAAGCAAACUCUGAUUAUAUCAGGAGCCAUAACAAGGGGUGACAAAGACUUCCCUCCAGCAGCGGCCCAGGUGGCACAUCAGAAACCACAGCCUUGCGUGGAAAAGCUACCCCCUCACCAUCACAUCAAUCAGCAUAUUCACCAGCCCCGCAAAUGACCCAUCUGGAAGCAGCAUCUGGGACUGAAAAGGGGAUGGGGAGCCAGGCCACACCUUGUGUUGGAGCUAGACAAGAGCUAGACAACAUCCCUUGUAUUUAGUGAUGCUUGAUUUGCCUUUAUUUUCAUUCCACCCCAGCCUCUCACCCUGACAUUUGGUUGCUGUUUAGAGCUUUUAAAAUAUAUAUUUUGAAAAAUAUUUGUGUGCUUUUAAACACAGUUUUAGGAGGAAGGGGCACUGGUAAGCUAAAACAGUUUGUGUGUUCCUGGGGCGUUAGACGUGGAUCCCAACACUUCAUUGCAAUUAAGGGUUUAUCUUAAGUUAUUGGUGCAGCUUGGAAUCGCUAUUUGGAAUUUAGAUGGUUGUGUAUAAAUACGGAGUCAACCCUCUUGCUUUUUAAAUGGAACAGGUUGACUUCAGGGGUCUCCAUGCAAUGGGAGUUAGAGGAUUUGUAUAUCUUAAGCAGUAGGAUGAUUUUGUGGAAGGGCUUGAUAUCAAACACUAAUGGGGAGAGGGGAAAUUAAAGGCACAUGAACUGCAUGCACAUGAGAUAGACAGUUGUCUUCUUUUGCUUCUCUGUGCUGACACCAGGUGACUUGUCAGAGCUGCCUAUUGAUAGGAAAGGCACCAGUAAACUGUGGUGGAGUGGUAGUUAGGUAGCAGUCCCACUAGCAGCAUGAACUGUUCCAGGCUCCACUAAACAGUGAGAUGACCAUGUGCUCUGAAAGAGAAUGUAGCUGUGUGGAAGGUUCUAAAAUGGGCUAAAUCCAUCCUGGACCUUGUUUUCUUUUUUCCUGAAGAAGUGGGGUAUAGAAAGCAUCUUUUGAAGCUAUAACCUGGGAUUGUUGUUAAGAGUUGUGGGCUCAUCAAGUUUUACAACUACAAUCUGAGCUUACUCAAAUCUUAGGGCCUUUCAGAUCCAGAUUAUCAGAGUCACCUUUGAGUAUCAGGGAGCUUGUUAAAGCAGGGUGUCUGUCUUUAGCUAGAGGCUAACUGGGUUCAGUGGGGUCCAUUAACAGCUGCUCUCUUGAUUUUAAUAGAGUGGCAUUUGCUUAGCUAGUUGGUGAAUUAAAAAAGCCUCGAUUUGUGUUCUAGAACAGUGUGGUGAUAUACCCUAUUGCUGUCCCUUAUAAUUAAACACUGUGAGCAGGCUUUGAAACUGGCCUGAUGCUUUAGCUGUAGGGAGACUCCAUUACUGACUUGUGUUGCUUUGUGAAAGCAAAAAUGAGCCUUAUUCUUUAGGCAUUAAGCCAUAAACUGCAUGGUAUGUUUUCUGUUGUCAUUUGGGGCUUUUUCUGUUUUGAUUCCUUCAUGCUGCCUCAUGACUGGACUUGCAGCAUUUUGUCAUGGGCACUUUGUCAUGAGAAAAUACUUCUGUUCUGUUUGGCCUUGUGUGAAUUCUUAACUGCCCGGAGAAGGCAGCCAGGGCAGUUUAGGAGACCAUGGGUCUUUCUGAAAACAGAACCUUUUAGAAGCUGCUUUUUAUUCUUGUAUUUGACCAAACCAAACAUGUGGCCCAGAGCUCUGACAGCAAACCCAAAUCUUGUCUGCAGUCAGGAAUUUUGCUGCAUCUACAGCUGCAUUUUGGGCAGCUUGUUCUUCAGACCUCGAAUCAUUUUCUCUUCACUGGCAUGGGCCACACAUAUACUUUCUGGUAGGCCUGUGCAAAGCGGCUAGUAUUCACUUUGGAUUAGGCCGAUUUGGGGGACAGUGAUUUGAUUUGGUGAUUCGAAUCACUGUCCUGAAUUGAAU